GUGCGUGUGUGAGCGUAGAAGAAGAGCUGUACUUCCGGUUGUCUUUCACACAUGACACAAAUGCUGCUGCUUUAUGUUUAUGAUCCAAGUGCCUCGUGUCUCGAUGCUGCGCGUGAACACGCUGCGUGUCCUGUGUAGGACAGGGACAUUACUGCAGACAGGCUGGAGUUUGAAGGACAGACAGAGUUUGUCCAGAGCUGUGACAUGUGCACUUCAGUGUUGUGUUUCCACAGACAGCAGCUCCAUCAGGAGUCUCCAACAGCAGUUUGUCCCGCAGGACCGUGGUGACAAACGGGACGUGCGUGUUCGACAUUUGUGCACAGCUCAAGUCUGUCUGACCUGCUGGAACUGUCAACAUCCUCUGAAACAAAAACCUGCAUUUUUCUGUGAGUCUUGUGAAGUUGUCCAGCCCCCUCCUGAAGACACAUCCUACUUCAGCAUCCUGGAGUGCGACUGCACAUUUACACUGGACACACUGAAGCUCCAGAAGAAAUAUCUGCAGCUUCAGCGACUGCUGCAUCCAGACAACUUCAGCCAGAAGUCAGAGAGAGAGCAGGGGUAUUCAGAGAGCCAGUCCGCUUUGGUGAAUAAAGCAUAUGAAACGCUGCUUAAACCUUUGAGUCGAGGGCUGUAUAUGCUGGAGUUGCAGGGGCUGAAUAUCGAGGAAGGAACAGAUUCUGCCGUCAAUUCAGAGCUUCUAAUGGAGCUGAUGGAGAUCAAUGAAGCCCUUGAUGCAGUAGAGACACCGCAGGAAGCUAAUGAGAUCGGCCAAGACACAAAAGGGAAAUUGGCAGACUUGACAGAGCAGAUAGACACUGCCCUCAAUAAAGGAGAGCUUCAAACUGCCAAAGCGCUGCUCACAAAAAUGAAGUACUUUGCAAACAUCGAAGAGAAAGUAAAAGAGAAACUUUCUAGUUUUAUGUAAAUGUGCCCGUCUUUGUACAAACCUCAUAUUCAUAGCCACUUUUAAACUAUUGGACAGGGAAGUUUAUCCUUUUUGUAAUUAUGUAAAUGUUUUAUCAUGAAUUAAUAAUAAAGCUUUAUGGGAUUCACUAA
Periophthalmus magnuspinnatus is the source of this 1056-nucleotide messenger RNA. RefSeq names its product HscB mitochondrial iron-sulfur cluster cochaperone (gene hscb). The record is from RefSeq and is a predicted model, not a curated record. Gene Ontology annotation, molecular function: ATPase activator activity; protein-folding chaperone binding. Gene Ontology annotation, biological process: protein complex oligomerization; [2Fe-2S] cluster assembly. The transcript is spliced from 6 exons. Gene Ontology annotation, cellular component: mitochondrion. NCBI's taxonomy places the organism in Eukaryota, Metazoa, Chordata, Actinopteri, Gobiiformes, Gobiidae. The coding region runs from base 74 to 925 and encodes 283 amino acids.